ACGGGUUCAAGUGAUGGAAGAAUUGUACGUUACUGUAGAUAUCAAUGACGAAGAUUCUGCUGAUGUUGUCGCCCCUGGACGAAUUACUAAUGUUGGUAUAUAUCACAUUGUAAAAGAAACGUCCGUGUACGGAGAGAAUAGAAAUUUCACAAUUAGUUGGACUGCAACCGGUGAUGAUAGAAAUCAGGGACGCGCAUCAUCUUAUAUAAUGCGGGUUUCUGAUGACUUCGAUGCGCUUUUAAACAAUUUUGACUCAGCUGCCAUAUUGAACAUGACACACACAAGUCUUAUACCUCAAAAGGCUGGUCAAACGGAAGCAAUAAAGUUUGUUGUAGACGCUGAAAAGUCCUACACCGAGACUACAUUUUUCGCUAUACAAGUAGUUGACGAUGCUGGAAACCGAGGGGCAGUGUCAAAUAUCGUUUCGAUAGUAGUUGCAAAAGUAUACCGUCUGAAAGCAGAGCCAGGAACAUUGAAUAUAAAAAGUGAUGAAAUAGCUAUAAUCACAGAAAAUGACAGUAUCGCGGGCAUAAUUGUGGGCACUGUUGGCGGGACAAUAUGUGGUGUGAUAAUAUGCGGUAUGAUUGUGCUAUUGAGGAAACGUCUGAGAUCAAAGAGUGUUAAGAAUGACAUCGCUUAAGAAGAAUAUGUACGAAGAAUGGAGUUUGACACUUGAAUGAGGGGAAAAAUUAACAAUUUUGAAAAAAAAAUGGUUCAAAUGAUUACACAAUUCAUUUUGCCGUCAAUAUAUUAAUCAUCAUUUACAUUUAACAAAAUUCAAAAUCAUCAUAUACAAUAUCCGCAUAAUCUUAAUUAACAACACAAUCAUCUUCAGUA
Messenger RNA from Ruditapes philippinarum (Manila clam), 837 nucleotides. Its product is annotated as calcium-activated chloride channel regulator 1-like. The record is from RefSeq and is a predicted model, not a curated record. Lineage: Eukaryota; Metazoa; Mollusca; Bivalvia; Venerida; Veneridae. The transcript is spliced from 3 exons. The coding region runs from base 14 to 640 and encodes 208 amino acids.